ACUAAACCAACUCAAAUUGUAAGCCCAGGCCCAUCAUACUCUUCCUCAUCUUCGUCAUAUCAACACUCGUUGAUUCUCAAGUUCUGGUCAAGCUUGAAGUGGUACUGUCUUCUGUAUUGUAAAAACCAUACACCGAAUUUGAAUCAACAAGAUGCAACAGGGAGGAGGAUCCGAAACUGAAGUUACAUGGGAGGACCAGCAGAAUAUCAACAAAUUCGGAAGGUUGAAUAAUCGCUUACACGAGCUACAUGAUGAGAUCAAAAUCGCUAAGGAAUCAAAUGAUAAUUUGGAGGAUGCGAGCAAUGAGUUAAUUCUCACAGAUGAAGAGGUCGUUCGGUUUCAAAUAGGGGAGGUUUUUGCUCAUGUGCCUAAGGAUGAAGUAGAGAGUAGGAUAGAACAGAUGCAAGAAGCGACAAGCCAGAAAUUGGAAAAGCUUGAAGAAGAGAAACAAUCUGUGGUUGCUCAGAUGUCUGAACUGAAGAAAAUUUUGUAUGGGAAGUUUGGAGAAUCUAUCAAUCUUGAGGAGGAUUAGUAACUUGUUUAUAGAUUUCUAGGUUAUUUUGUGUGAUUCAUAUGCCUCAUAGAACUUUGGCUGAUUUGAGUCAGAUUGUGUCUCUUGAUUGUAGAACGUGUGUUCCUUGAACUUCAUUUCAUGUUUGACAGUGUUUCUAACUUUCCGGCUUGUUCAUUCUGUGAGAAUUUUACUAUUGUAUUCUAUCCCAAAGAUGGGAGAGUCUUUAUUGUCUAUCAGGAUUCAUAUUACAGUGCACAAUGGAGUAACAAAAAUAUGGUCGAUCCAACCUAGUAAUAACUGGUCAACAGUACACAGCUUAA
Molecule: messenger RNA, 834 nt
Organism: Medicago truncatula (barrel medic)
Lineage: Eukaryota; Viridiplantae; Streptophyta; Magnoliopsida; Fabales; Fabaceae
Product: probable prefoldin subunit 4
Exons: 3
Coding region: 152-532 (126 amino acids)
Biological process (GO): protein folding
Cellular component (GO): prefoldin complex; cytoplasm
Source: RefSeq, a predicted model, not a curated record